UUCACCAGGGAGAAUGUGGAGCCGGGUGAACAGUCUGCUCUUCUGGGGCAUUCUUUCGUCCGUGACAUUUCAAAAAUCUGCACUGGACUGUGGGAUAAUGAAAUCAAACAAAUUCCCUUCUCCAACUUUGAACGCAGAAACCACAGUGGUCACAAAGGGUCAAAAUGUAUCUCUGUUUUGUUCCCACAAGAGCAAAUCACUGGAAAUCACCUAUUCGCUGUUUCUGAAUAAGACCCUUGUGGGUGACAAGACUGGGAAAGUGGACCGCAUGGUUUUUCACAGAAUCAUCUCAGACGCCAAGGACUUGGGCCCCUACAAAUGCAAGACGAGUGUUUUCAACUGUACCAAGAAUGCGACAUACAGUCAGGAGCUCAAGUUCACGGCUAUGAGGACACUUCCAGAAGAUUCUUGUCCCUUCUGCCUGCGGCUGCUGCUCCCAGGGUUACUGCUGCUGCUGUCCCUGGCCACGGUCCUAAUGCUGCUGCUUUGGAUUCGACGAAAACAGAAAGCAAGAAAAGCAGAGAGAGAGAAUGGGCUCGUGGACCACGAAACUACCCCCGAGGAAGCUGACAUAUACGUAAAUGUCUGUAAGCCUCCAGCAGGGACUGGACCUUCCCGGGAAAUACAUUACGCCACCCCCAACUUCCAUGCGCUGGAACCAGAAAGGCAAGAGGCCUAUGAUUAUUGUACAGCUGAGUAUAUCUAUCUAAAUACAAUGACGCAAAGAGCAGACACUUAGCCAAGCUCUCAAGAUACCCCACGUCAGUUCCAGGCUCUAGCUCCUGACUCCAGUUUCCUGCCAGUGUGGAUCCUGAGAGGCAGUGGUGAUGGCUCAAGUAAUUGGGUCCCUGCCACCCUCACGGGAGCCCUGACCCA
Lepus europaeus (European hare) is the source of this 876-nucleotide messenger RNA. RefSeq names its product mast cell immunoglobulin like receptor 1 (gene MILR1). The record is from RefSeq and is a predicted model, not a curated record. The transcript is spliced from 7 exons. Bases 14 to 739 code for a protein of 241 amino acids. NCBI's taxonomy places the organism in Eukaryota, Metazoa, Chordata, Mammalia, Lagomorpha, Leporidae.